AAGGAGGUGAUCAAGUGGUUGGAUGCUGGGGUUGUGUACCCCAUCUCUGAUAGCUCUUGGACUUCGCCGGUACAAUGUGUACCGAAGAAGGGUGGCAUGACCGAGAUUACAAAUUCCAAAAAUGAGUUGAUUCCUACAAGAACCGUCACCGGUUGGAGGGUAUGCAUGGAUUACCGCAAGUUGAAUAAAGUGACCCGCAAGGAUCACUUUCCUUUGCCUUUCCUUGACCAAAUGUUAUACCGGCUUGCUGGGCGUGCCUUCUACUGCUUCUUGGAUGGGUAUUCUGGGUACAACCAAAUCUUGAUUGCUCCGAAAGAUCAGGAGAAGACCACAUUCACUUGUCCAUAUGGCAUUUUUUCCUUCUCUAGUUUGCCUUUUGGAUUGUGUAAUGCACCAACUACAUUUCAGCGGUCUAUGAUGGCCAUUUUCACUGAUAUGGUGGAAGACAUUUUGGAGGUGUUCAUGGAUGACUUUAGAGUUGUGGGGGAUUCAUUUGAUGAGUGCUUGAAGAAUCUUGAUAGGGUGUUGGCCCGUUGUGAAGAAACCAAUCCUGUCCUCAAUUGGGCGAAAUGCCACUUUAUGGUGGAAGAAGGAAUAGUUCUUGGACAUAAAAUUUCGAAGCAUGGCAUUGAAGUGGAUAAAGCAAAGAUAGAUGUGAUUUCAAGGCUCCCUCUCCCUACAUCCAUCAAGGGAGUUCGAAGUUUUCUUGGGCAUGCGGGGUUCUACCGGAGAUUUAUCGAAGACUUUUCG
Nicotiana tabacum (common tobacco) is the source of this 750-nucleotide messenger RNA. The record is from RefSeq and is a predicted model, not a curated record. Lineage: Eukaryota; Viridiplantae; Streptophyta; Magnoliopsida; Solanales; Solanaceae.